CAAAGCAUCCCGGGAUUGAGGCGGACUGAGAUUGCGCCGGGCAGUUGAUUGGGGGGGAGGGAAGCUAGACGCCGAGAUGGACGUGUUCCUGAUGAUCCGGCGCCACAAGACCACGAUCUUCACAGACGCGAAGGAGUCGAGCACAGUGUUCGAGCUGAAGCGCAUCGUGGAAGGCAUCCUCAAGAGGCCCCCGGAUGAGCAGCGGCUCUACAAGGAUGACCAGCUGCUGGAUGACAGUAAGACCCUGGGCGAGUGUGGCUUCACAAGUCAGACAGCCAGGCCUCAAGCACCAGCCACUGUGGGGCUGGCCUUUCGAGCCGAUGAUGUAUUUGAAACCUUGCGCAUCGAGUCUUUCUCCAGCCCUCCAGAACUGCCAGAUGUCAUGAAGCCUCAAGACUCUGGAAGUGGCACCAAUGAGCAAGCUGUGCAGUGAGGGCCUAAGGCCCCACACCCCCUAUAGUGACCUAAUACAAUAAAAAAUUUUGGUGUUAGGCUGUUGCCUCCA
Messenger RNA from Trichosurus vulpecula (common brushtail), 505 nucleotides. RefSeq names its product elongin B (gene ELOB). The record is from RefSeq and is a predicted model, not a curated record. The coding region runs from base 77 to 433 and encodes 118 amino acids. Gene Ontology annotation, biological process: transcription elongation by RNA polymerase II. Gene Ontology annotation, cellular component: VCB complex; elongin complex. The transcript has 4 exons. Gene Ontology annotation, molecular function: protein binding. NCBI's taxonomy places the organism in Eukaryota, Metazoa, Chordata, Mammalia, Diprotodontia, Phalangeridae.